ACUCAACAACAACAAUUCUAUUCACCAAAAUCCUUUGUUUCCAACUCUUUCUAGUCAGACUUUUUGACGAAGGGUAAAAAUAAAUGGCAGACAGCUCUCAAAGUUUGAGCUACCAAGUUGGAGAAGCCAAAGGCCAAGCACAGGAGAAGGCGAGUAAUCUGAUGGAUAGGGCAAGUGGUGCAGCCCAAUCAACUAAGGAGUCAUUACAAGAGGCAGGACAACAGAUACAAGCUAAAACGCAAGGUGCAGUUGAUGCGGUCAAAGAUGCUAGUGGCAUGAAGAAAUGAAGUUUUUCUAUUAUCAUUUUCUAUUGUUUCUAUGAAUGAGGAUUUAAAUUAAGUUGUCAUUUUAAUUAUUAUGUUUUCACUUUUGUAUUUUGUUGGUG
This is a messenger RNA of Cucurbita moschata (crookneck pumpkin), 385 nucleotides long. RefSeq names its product stress-induced protein KIN2-like. The transcript is spliced from 2 exons. The record is from RefSeq and is a predicted model, not a curated record. Bases 84 to 287 code for a protein of 67 amino acids. Lineage: Eukaryota; Viridiplantae; Streptophyta; Magnoliopsida; Cucurbitales; Cucurbitaceae.